AAAGACAAAGAAAAUAACGGUUUCGUUUUGGAUAUCAUGCAAAUUAUGUUUGUGUUAGGAAUCAUAAAUGUUAUUGUUGAAUAUAAUAUUUUUUUAAAAUUUCUUACUGUAUUUUAUUUUUAUUAUUCUAUAUUUCAUUCUAUUAGUUAUAAACUGGUUAUAAAUUAUAAUCUUUAUGGAAAAUACUUCGCCGUGGUACUUGAAACUUUAUGUACCAACGAGGGGUGGGGUGGGGGCCAUUAUGCAUCAAGUUUAUGGUGUAACUAUUACGCAAUAUUGUUUCUCUUGUAAUUUUAAACGAUGGAAAAGAAGGAAAUCUCACAAUGGAACUAAAAUGUUGUAAUAAUCAUUAAAAUAAGAUGAAAUAUCGUUACAGAGCUGGUAAUUAAUCAAUAUUGAAAACAAAAUGUCGAAAAUAGUUGGGAGAAUUAUCAAACGUAAAUAUUGACAUGGGAAAGAAACAUAAAAAGGAGCUUGGACGAGCCAUUUUGAAAGAUAGAACUAAAGGAAACAAACCUGAAAGUUGGCUACAUACCAGUGAAUUACCCGAACAUGAGAAAUUAAAUACAAAAUCUGUGACAGAGGAAAGUGCAUUGGACGAGUUUCUGGCAACAGCAGAAUUAGCUGGGACAGAGUUCGCAGCAGAAAAAUUGAACAUCAAAGUAUACAAUAGUAACAAUAGAGGUGGUUUACCAUCAAAAGAAGACGAGCGCAGGAUACAUAAAAUACAAGAAGAACAUAAGGAAUUUUUGCAAAUACCACGAAGGCCAAAAUGGAAUGCAACCACUACUGCCGAACAACUUGAUCAAAUUGAAAAAGAAGAAUUCUUGGCUUGGAGGAGAACAUUAGCUGAAAUAGAAGCAAAUGAUGAUUUGAUUAUUACACCAUUUGAACGAAAUUUGGAAUUUUGGCGUCAGCUGUGGAGAGUGAUUGAACGAAGUGAUGUUGUGGUACAGAUAGUUGAUGCCCGUAAUCCUUUGCUGUUUCGAUGCGAGGAUCUUGAAAAUUAUGUGAAAGAAGUGAACAAGAACAAAGUUAAUGUGUUGUUGAUAAAUAAGGCAGAUUUCCUGACACAGGCUCAAAGAGAAUCUUGGGCUGCCUUUUUCAAAAGUGUCAAUGUCAAAGCAAUCUUUUGGUCAGCAGUAUUUGAGACAGAGAGGCUAAAGAAAUUGAAUGCUUUUCUAAAGGAUGAAGAAGGUAAUGGAGGGCAUAGUUUUGAAGCUAACUUACAUAUUCAACAACUGGAAGAUGACAAUAUUAGCGAGGAAAGUGAAAAUAGUGAUACUGUUGAUGAAGAGGAUGUAGACGUAGAAUUUCCAGCUAUGCAGAAGAAAUCAACUGAUAAUUUGGGAAAUGAAAGUUUAAGAAAUGAUUUGGUGGAGAAUGCAGCUCUUCAGAUAAAUGAUGUACGAAAAAAUAUUGAUAAGAAAGACUUUGAUGAUGAAACAAUGGAACCAAAGAAUUGUGUCAAAAAUGAUGUUAGAAGUCUACCUACUAAAUUUUCGCGUGAAAGUGUUAAGGAAGCAGAAUAUCUUGAUUGUUCAAACUCAUCUGAGACUGUUGAUAUUGAUGAUGAAAUUGAAGGAAAGGAUCUUUUAAAAACUAUUGAAAAAUGUAACGAUGUCCUUCAUAUUGCUGGACGAAAUGCUGACUUUUACACAAGUGGUCAUUUGUUAACUGGUGAUGAACUUCUUGCUUAUUGUCAAUGGUUACAUCAUGAUAUCAAUGAUCAACAGGUGGUAGUGAAGGAUAUUAAGGAACAUCAGACUGUGAUUGGAUUGGUUGGUUAUCCAAAUGUUGGUAAAAGUUCAACAAUCAAUGCUAUUUUACAAUCAAAAAAAGUUCCCGUUUCAUCUACUCCGGGACGAACAAAGCACUUUCAAACUCUGAUGGUGGACAAGACAAUUUGUUUGUGUGACUGUCCUGGUCUUGUUUUUCCAUCUUUCGUAUCAACAAAGGCGGAAAUGGUCAUCAGUGGAAUUUUGCCAAUCGAUCAACUCAGAGAUCAUGUUCAACCAAUUGCAUUGGUAUGUGAACGUAUACCACGCUACAUAUUUGAGACAGUGUAUGGUAUAAAUCUUAAUAAACCAGAGGAGUGGGAAGAGCAAGAGAGAUCACCUUAUCCUGAAGAACUGCUCAAUGCUUAUGGAGAAAGCCGUAGUUUUAUCACUCGACAAGGAAGAUCAGAUGCACCACGCUCUGCUAGAUAUAUCUUGAAAGAUUAUGUGAAUGGCAAACUACUGUAUUGUCAUCCUCCUCCUAAUAUUGAUGAGAAAGAAUAUCAAGUAUCGUUUACAGCAGAUGUGAAAACUGUGAAAAAAAGACCUUUGAUUUCUAACAAGAAGCAAAGCAAUAAGAACGGAAACGCAGUUGAUAAUGAUUUUUUUCAACAGUCCGAAGUAAAUUCUCACGUGACGGCAACUACGGGAACCCAUGAAUAUCGCAGGCUCUUGCAAAUUGCGAAGGAUGAUCCAAACAUGAUGGUUGUUGGAAAACCAUGGAAAAAACAUGGAAAUAAAAACAAAAGAGAGAAACUAAGACGUUUGAAACCAAAUGAUUAUUGAACAAAUAUAUCCUUCUUUUUUACAACUUUGAAUAUAACGACAAAUAAAACGUUCAUUUUAGAAA
Messenger RNA from Xenia sp. Carnegie-2017, 2628 nucleotides. Its product is annotated as large subunit GTPase 1 homolog. The coding region runs from base 450 to 2564 and encodes 704 amino acids. Gene Ontology annotation, biological process: ribosomal subunit export from nucleus. The record is from RefSeq and is a predicted model, not a curated record. Lineage: Eukaryota; Metazoa; Cnidaria; Anthozoa; Malacalcyonacea; Xeniidae. The transcript has 15 exons. Gene Ontology annotation, molecular function: GTPase activity; GTP binding. Gene Ontology annotation, cellular component: cytosol.